Molecule: messenger RNA, 916 nt
Organism: Uranotaenia lowii
Lineage: Eukaryota; Metazoa; Arthropoda; Insecta; Diptera; Culicidae
Product: phenoloxidase-activating factor 2-like
Exons: 2
Biological process (GO): proteolysis
Molecular function (GO): serine-type endopeptidase activity
Source: RefSeq, a predicted model, not a curated record
CGGAGAAAAUUCAGGCGGAAGUCUUGUCAAAAGCAAUCCAUAACAAUCUAUUUUGACGAAUGUGGGAAGCGUAAUACAGAAGGAAUUGGAUUUGGUAUCGUCGGAUCGCAAAAUUUGGAGUCCGAAUACGCAGAAUUCCCAUGGGUGGUGGCCAUAUCUGUCGAAACCUUCGAUUUGUCUGGCGAAACUGAAAGGAAAUAUGUUUGUGGAGGAUCCCUAGUGAAGCCGAACGUUGUGCUCACUGCGGCGCAUUGUAUUGUCAAUCGCACAGCUGAAACAAUCUACGUCAGAGCCGGUGAAUGGGAUUCCCAAACAACCAAUGAGCUGUUUCCCCAUCAGGACCGCGGAGUAUCUAAUGUGGUUAUACAUGAGCACUACAAUCAAGCCUUCCAGUUCAACAAUAUUGCGCUGCUGUUCCUAGAAUCGUCAUUCCAAACUGCUGAAAAUAUUCAAACGAUUUGUUUACCACCCCAAGGUACCGUAUUUUCAGACGAAAAUUGUGUUGCAACCGGAUGGGGAAAGGAGAACUUCAACUCCAACAACUAUCAGGCCAUAUUGAAAAAGAUAGAAUUGCCAAUCGUGGCACACGGAACCUGCCAGAAGGCUCUUAGGACGACGAGGCUUGGAAGUCGAUUUUCUUUGCACAAUUCGUUCCUAUGUGCGGGUGGUAAGGCUGGUCUUGACACCUGCACUGGUGAUGGAGGAUCUCCUCUGGUUUGCCCGAUUCCUGAUCAACCGAAUCGAUACUAUCAGGCGGGCAUCGUCGCUUGGGGAGUCGGAUGCGGUAUGGAAGAUAUUCCAGGAGUUUACACCCGUAGCAGUUUGUACACUGAUUGGAUUAACGAUAAAAUUGAAACUCAAGUAACAGCUGAAGAGUUGGGAUUUUACAAGUGAGAAGUUCAAAUAUUAAUAAACU